Molecule: messenger RNA, 1338 nt
Organism: Melampsora larici-populina 98AG31
Lineage: Eukaryota; Fungi; Basidiomycota; Pucciniomycetes; Pucciniales; Melampsoraceae
Exons: 3
Coding region: 1-1338 (445 amino acids)
Source: RefSeq, a predicted model, not a curated record
AUGGCAAAGAAUCCUUCUCAGCUCGCAUCCUUGGCUCGAAAGCAGAAUGAUAAGCGCCUUAACAAGAAAGUGCUACGUUCCAACCUUUGCAGAGCCAUUAUCCAAGAGCAACAUGGCACCCCAAGCACGGCCAAAGUCCUUCGUAUACAUCGUAACCCCCCUGAUCUCCAAGAACCUCUAAUCAAUCGUACCAAUCUUCAAGAACGUAUCAUUGAUCAUGGUCAUGUUAUUCUUGUUGAUGCACUCACUGGUGAAUUUAUUGCAUCUAUUUAUACAAUUCACAAUGACGACAACACCAACAAGCACCUUAGAGAUAAAUUUGAUUGGGCCGUACAAAUCUUGUAUCAUCAUGGCCUUGCACGCAAAAAGUGUGAUAUCAACAAAGCGCAGCAAGCUUUGGGUGAUGCUAAGAGUGGUGAGAUGUACCCUACCGGCUCUCGUGGUGGUACUGAUAAAGGAAAAUCUGGUGGCCCAUAUGUACUGAAUGAGCGGACUCGGAGUAAUCCUCAGCUCAUUAAGCAAGAUGUUGACCGCAUGAAACUUAUGCCUUCUAUUGACAAAUUCAUCUCAAACCUCUUUUCAUAUCUUGUUCUUUCACAAUUCAAAGCAAACCUCAAGAUUGCAGAAGAGUACGGUAUCUCCUGGGCGUCUCCCACCUUUUUCAAUACACUUGACCAAUCCAGCUGUGGCUCCAACCUGGUAAUCACUCAAGAUGAAUUUGCCAAUGAAUCACAUCAAGACCCUGAUGCUUCUGGAUGCGCUAUUGGACUUUUCUGCCUCAUGGAACAUGACUCAGGUAGAGUGAUUCACCCUGAGGCAACCAGUCCAUCUGCACCAUACCGCAUCAACGGAGCCUACUUUCAUCUCGACAACUACAACACCAAGAUACGUUUGAGCCACCAUCCAAAGGUGGUUGUAUGGAAUACAAAGAUGCAUCACCAUAGCUCACAUUCUCAAACUGUUAAUUCUUCCGGCAAACGAGUGACACCCAAACAGGCUAAUUUGACCAAUUUCGGCUCAUCCAUUCAAGUCUCCAAAACCAUUGUUGAUCGAAUUCGGGGUAUGCGUAAGAAGAAAUCUGGUAUGAGUGAUGAAAGUUGGAAUGCUUUCAAAAUAAUGCCUUAUGUCAUAAGACCACGGCAGGUUAAAAGCACAAAGACCUUCUUUCAUGGAAGUGAAGAAAUCCUUUCGGUGUCAAUUUCAAUAUUUCAACGUGACCUUUUAAGUGAUGUCCCCCUCAAGAAUAUCAUUCAGCUUCAGUCAAUGGUAAUAAGACGACAUCACAUUGAAUCAGUUGUUUCAAUAUCUGACCUCAUCCACCCAUCUUUGGCAAUCUGA